AUGGGUGUCUUGUUUUGGAACAGUUUUAAUUUAGUCCAUUCAUGCGAAUGCCAUGAAGAUGGACUUGUCGCCCUUGGGGCUACCGAUGCUGGACCCGCUGUCGUAGAAGAGAAAACGAAAUCCGAUAUGGUGAUCAAGGAGGUUUCUAGCAAUGCCCAGAUUGCGGUAAUUAAAGCAGUUAAGGCUAUAAUAAGUUUGGCUUUGAAAGAAGCGAAAGAGUUUUUUGAAGGCUUACCGAAAAAGCCUCGAAAAGAGGAAACAAAUGAUGCCAAGAAACAACUUGAAGAAGCUAGAGCUAAAGUUUCAUUGCUUAGAACCUUGAAGAAACAACCCAAGGAGAGGAGAUUAGCUCUCCAGCCUUGGAGUUCCAUCAUCAGCAAAUAA
This is a messenger RNA of Gossypium raimondii (Peruvian cotton), 384 nucleotides long. Its product is annotated as 50S ribosomal protein L12, chloroplastic-like. Gene Ontology annotation, molecular function: structural constituent of ribosome. The transcript has 2 exons. NCBI's taxonomy places the organism in Eukaryota, Viridiplantae, Streptophyta, Magnoliopsida, Malvales, Malvaceae. Gene Ontology annotation, cellular component: ribosome. The record is from RefSeq and is a predicted model, not a curated record. The coding region runs from base 1 to 384 and encodes 127 amino acids. Gene Ontology annotation, biological process: translation.